Uranotaenia lowii is the source of this 2487-nucleotide messenger RNA. RefSeq lists its product as uncharacterized. The record is from RefSeq and is a predicted model, not a curated record. NCBI's taxonomy places the organism in Eukaryota, Metazoa, Arthropoda, Insecta, Diptera, Culicidae. The coding region runs from base 1 to 2487 and encodes 828 amino acids. The transcript is spliced from 4 exons.
AUGUCUCGAGAUGACUUACGACUCCUGGUAAAACAGGAGAGGAACUUGAGAAGUUUGAUGGACAACAUUCAAGAUUUCGUGAACGAGUACCAAGCCGAGCGAGAUUUUGUAUCCUUAAAGUACCGUAUGCAGAAGUUGGAUGAGUUGUACGACAAGUUUAUUCGAGUGCGAGAAAACAUUGAGGUGAUAACCGACGAUGCAGAUAUGAGGGUUGGCUUAGAUUGCGACGGAGAGCAAGCAGCCAUUGAUCGUGCAAUGAGAAUCAGCGAGCGUGAAGAGGUCAACAUUCGCAUCAUCAAAGACUUUGAGAAUCGUUUCUUCGAAAUAAAACACAGUUUGGGAGUGCUAGAAGCAGCCCAAGGAGAUUGCGGUGUCAGUGCUCAAUCUCCAAAACCAUCUGCAGCGGUAGAUUCAAAGCCCAGAGUCAAACUCCCCGAAUUAAAACUACCAACAUUCAGUGGAAGAUUGCCAGAUUGGAUCACAUUUCGAGAUACCUUCAUCAGCAUGAUCCACAACAAUUCUCACUUGUCAGAGAUUGACAAGUUUGCAUACCUGCGAACGUCGUUGAUAGGUGAUGCGUUAACAGAAAUAGCAUCUAUAGAUUUGACAUCGGCCAACUAUCAUAUCGCAUGGCAAACUCUUCAAGGUUCAUAUGAGAACAAAAAGCUUCUAGUUAAGUCAUACCUCGACGUAUUAUUUGCUGUCAAUUCCAUGAAAGAAGAAUCUUAUGAGGAACUCAACCGCGUAGUGAAGAUAUUCGAGACAACGCUAAUGAUGCUCCAGAAGGUUGAUGUGCAAACAGAGGGGAUGUCCACGAUUCUCCAGCAUAUGGUGUGUCAGCUUUUGGAUUCCGCUACUCUGCACCACUGGGAAUGCCACCACAACUCGAAGGAGGUUCCAACGUAUCGACAAUUGAUUGAAUUCCUGAAGUCAAGAUGCAUGGUGCUUCGAAACAUCUCGUUAGGAAAUUCAAGCCCACAGGAGCAGAGAAUUCACACUCGUUUUCAGACAGUAAGUCACACUGGUGCUCAGCAAAAGUUUUCCUGUCCGUUUUGUGAGGAGUCUAUGCACUCAGUGUUUAAGUGUGCUAAGUUUGCGGAGAUGAAAGUCUCUGAUCGUGUCGAGUUGGUCAAGAAGAGAUCUUUGUGCCUUAAUUGUCUUUCGCCAGGUCAUAUCGCAAGAUUUUGUAUUAAGGGGUCCUGUCAGAGUUGCGGAAGAGGCCAUCACACCCUCCUGCACGCAGGUCCUCCAAUAUCACAAUUCUGUUCAGAGCAGUUACGCGUUCCACAGCAAGUCAAUCCGGACAACCAGACACAAAUUUCACACAACCCAAGCCAAAGCAUGGAUAACCUUCUAUCCUCAAAUGCCACAGACUAUCCUUCCACUAGCCACAGUUCUAUAACCCCCACAAAUCCUAAGACCUUUUCCAAUACAGUCCUGCUUACUACAGCAGUAGUAAUGAUUGAGGAUGGAGAUGGGAAUACCAUUCCAGCUAGAGCUUUGUUGGAUUCAGGAUCGCAAUUGUGCUUCAUGACUGAAAAGAUUGCUCAAUCUUUGAAGUUUCAUCGUCGUCAACAAUAUCUUCCAGUCGAAGGCAUUGGGCAAUCAAAUACCUGUUCCAUCCAGUCUGUUUUGGCAUCGAUACGUUCACGCUAUUCCAACUUUCGUUCUAAAUUGAAAUUUAACGUUCUCCCAAAAGUCACAUCUGAUCUUCCUGGAAAAAAGAUCGACAUCGGAAGUUGGAAUAUUCCUGCUGGACUCAACAUUGCAGAUCCUAAUUUUCAAAAUCCUGGCAGUAUCGAUCUUAUUCUUGGAGCAGAGGUGUUCUAUGAUUUACUGUUGGAAGGACGACACAAGUUAAAUGAUGUUGGGCCAACACUGCAAAACACACAUCUGGGCUGGAUAGUUUCUGGAAAGGUUCCUAAAGAAUUUCAUGUUCAACGAACUAAACUCGAGUAUGAUGUCACGCACAAGAAGAAGUUGCUCAAACCAGGGUCUGGCUGUGGUCAUCACAUUCGCACUGAUUAUGCUAUUAAAUCUAAGCCAGUUUCGGGAAACUGUUUGCUUCUAAUUCGGGACAAUCUCGCACCAUCAAAAAGAGGGAAGUCGUGCCAACCACCGGAUCUGGAUACACCCGUUGUUCAUCGCCAUUUUCCCAUUACAUUCCACAUCGCAGUCGUCGUUCAAGAUCACCAUCACCGAGCAUCGCAGCAGCAUCGGCGCAUAUUGCGCUCGCGGUGGCUCGAGGCCACCGCUUCAGGGAAGUCGUUAGCAUCAUCCAUCGUCAGUGGCAGACCGAAUCAACAACGACAAACUUUAUUUUACGACCACGUCCCGGAAACACUAAUCAGUUUCCGCGUUGACGAUCCAUGUCCUAUCGUUUGCGGAACCAAGUUACAAAUCAACCGCGAGCGAGCGAGGAAGCCAUUUUUACAGCGCGUCAACCCUCUUUCCGAAUGGGCUAGUCAGCCAAAGUCAGUCAGCUAG